Messenger RNA from Exophiala xenobiotica, 2752 nucleotides. RefSeq lists its product as uncharacterized. The transcript has 2 exons. Bases 391 to 2157 code for a protein of 588 amino acids. Gene Ontology annotation, cellular component: plasma membrane. The record is from RefSeq and is a predicted model, not a curated record. Gene Ontology annotation, biological process: cell-cell adhesion. Gene Ontology annotation, molecular function: myosin binding. NCBI's taxonomy places the organism in Eukaryota, Fungi, Ascomycota, Eurotiomycetes, Chaetothyriales, Herpotrichiellaceae.
CGGGAAUGCACCCCAGAACACGGGUCCUGUCAAAGCCACCAGACGUCAAAGGCCAUGAUGAGGCCAUGAUGGGCCCAUCACAAAAGCAUCUUGGUUAAUUCGCCCUUUAACGAGCUUUGAGAUUGCGGUCAGCGGGUGCCAGGGUGGGCGCGUCAUGCCCCAGUACUCGCAUCCUGCACCGUGAGAAUGACCGUGCUAUCGACUGUGGCUUGUGUGCUCCUGACAAGUUUUCCAAUUCCAUGCCAGUUUCUGUCACGUCGCACCGCACGAGCACUUUACUAGUAUUUCCUGCCUCCUCACUUCCAUACCUCGUCGACCACGAACUGUUUCACUAUUCCUGCAGGUCUCACAACCCUCGCCUCUUCAGUCGCUAAAUGUACCGACCAUGUCAUGGAAGCUUUAAUCUACGAUGAGUCCCCUAUAGCCGAAUAUCUAGAGGCAGACGCCAUUCCUUUCGAAACCGCCGAUCUUCCUUCCACGCCGCCACGAACAUUUGCUCCCCGAGGGCUUCCAAAACUCCGCGAACGAUUACGAGCAUAUCGUCAAACUGCUGCCUCCGUCACCGACGUCGCAAACGAGAAAUUUCUCGAGCGUUUUCGCUACACUAUCGUCGCAUCGCAGUUACUCCAGGAUGACCCCAAGCCUAGGAGGCAUCUUCAGGAUGAGGAACAAGCAUUUCAGACGAACACCUUCUCGACCAGAGGUGCUCUUAUGACGGCAGUGGUUUCCUUUUCAGUAGCAUGGUUUCUACACAUUUUACGACGGCGGUAUGAGACUCAAAAAGGGUUGGGAAUUAAUGAAAUAUGCAUCUACAUGCUCUUAAUUUUCGGGGGGUGCGUCCUUUUGAUCUACUUUGCGCGACGGCAAUAUCUAGAAUUCAUUCGGCGCUCUGCAGGCUCGACACUGGGGAAGGUUAUUGCCGAGUCACAUAAUCUCGACACGGUCACGACGGCAGGACUGCGUUUUAUCCAAGAAGUUGAAGUGGUCUCACGAGGUUAUGAGUUCAGUCAACCUAUGCCGCCCGUCAGUCGACUGGAAGAUCAAAGUGCAAACAGUCGCUGCAGAGAACUCCGAGCCAUAAUCGGAACGGCGUUGACGGCCAGCAUUAGUCAGUCUGUUGAAGCCCACAAUACCAUACAACCCUUCAUACGCGAACUCGAGUCACAGAGCUAUCACGAUAUCUAUGACGUCUCGAUGCAGGACUAUACUGAUGCUGUCACAUUUGCAAACAAUAUUGCCAUGGAAGCCCAGGAUUCCUUGAAAGAGCUGCGUUUCUUAUUCCGACUACACUUGAUGGCGAGAAAGGUUUUCUUUUGUGAUCUACUUGCGCUUCACUCGGGCUCCACAUGGUACAACAUUUGUCAGUGGAGGGGAACAUUGCAUCUACUGCAAGACUUUGAGGCUGCCACAUCUCGAGGGGCACGAGAUGUCCGGGCAGCUGUGGUACGAGAAGAAUUUGGUGGCAAUUCUGCAGCCACAACGGGCCAGGAGGCUGAUUACGUGGUGGAGACUAACCCGGAAUUAAUGACUCCACAGAGACGGCACACGAAGGCACAGAUGCGUCGAUUCGACGCUGUUGCUAACUCCAUCCGCUCUCUGAAUGCCAAGGUACAUCUAGUCAGAGAGGCGAUGAACAACUCGUCGACGAAUGAGGACGAUCCAGCUCUCAGCAUGACUAUUACUCGAGGCUAUGAGACUCUGGGUGCAGAAAUCCGCAAUGCCCUCAGCGAAUGGCAGAAGGGACGGAACACCAUGUUCCUUCAUAUUGAUGCCGACCCUGAUCGACGGUCUUCAAGAGCAUCCAGUGAUAUUCGAUCUCCUGCAUCACCAUCCCCCAGCAGUCUUGGUGGCCUGACCAUCGUCGACGGGGGUCCUGCGGAAGCGUUGAAAUUGCUGAGUGGCGACGAGCGAGCUUCUUCCGACGGAGGAGGAUUGGAUGAGGAGGUGUUCGAGGCAGUGGCUAUGCCACGAAAGAGGAUGUCUUGGACACCAAUGAGCCGCGAAGAAAAGCUCAGCAGACUGCAGCAGGAGCGGAUAAAGCGCGCAACCGUGCAAGAACAUGCAGAGAAUACGACCAACAUGCUGCGCGAGUUGCAGAUGGUCAUCAAACAUCGCCCCAACCAUGCCCGGCCAGAAACACGAGUUACCUCAAUAUGAGGUCCAAUCCAGUGGCAACAAGGGGCCCGCGGUCCUUCAUAGUGCGACCCUUGCACAUUUGAAUUUGAGAUAUAGGCAUCACAUUGGCCAAGACGAAGAGCGAUGUUCACGAAGCACACGGCUGAACUUCAGGUGCUAUUUUUGUUCUUUCUUACCUUGAAUUGAGCGUUACUCGGUUCUGGCGUCAAAGGCAUCUUCAGCGUGUGCAGCAAGCUUUCAGGCGUUCCCCAGGGCCGGUUUUACAUUUUUCAGAGCGAUCAUAUUAAUGGUUGAGUGUGUUGACUUUCUGUGAGGGUACUUCGGCCGACGGCAGAGCUCUCUGUGAGCCCGACAGAAUUGGCUCUUGUUUGAGCAGACUAUCUAUAUUGGGACUGGGUGUACGAAUCAAUGAUAACGAGAGUGAAGUCAGAGGUUGAUGCCGCGAAGCCGCGCCGACUGGGUUGGGUGUCGGCGAGUUGCGCUACGGUCUUAAGGCGAGAGUGGUCCGAACACGUUCGAAAUACGGAUAGGCGACCGCAAUACAUAUCGCAAUCCCUGACGAACAAUCAAAAGUCCAGAAGCCAUAACUCCCUGACAUUAGUAAUGUGAAUCUGCU